AUGUCCGAUAUAAAGAGUGUUUUAUCUUUAUUAUGUCAGCAUUUAAAUUUAUCGAUCAACGUUAUGAUGAAACCUGAGUAUUUUAGGCUAGCAAAAUUUAAUAGCAAGGCCGAAAAUGUCAUACAUUAAGGACUACCAAAUUGUAUUUUGCUUAUUUACAAUACCCAGCAAUAGAGUUUUAUGCUUUAAGCGAGAAGAGUAAAAAUAGCAGGCCAUUAUUAUUAGCAUUUGCAUGGCUUCUUGGAACACAAGAUGUUCUGAGUGUUAUCAUUCGAAUAAAUCUGUCUAAUAGUGUCCUAGGAAGAGAAUGUUUACAACUGAACAGUAUAGAAGAGAAGGAAACACAAUAUAAUAUGCCAGAAACAUUCAGUGCACAAGUAAACAAUAUAUUGUACUUAAAUGGUAAAGUAAAUUAUAACAUAAAAGAGAUAUCUGAAUUGAUUUCUCAAAAGACUAAAUUAGUAAGCAGAAUUCAUGCUACAAGUGUGAAUGUUAGUGGUCUUCCACAUUUAAGCGUAUCAGAAGCAGCACUGAUAAAACGUGUCUCAACCGCUAACAGAAAUGCACUUUCCAACGAAGACAAAAAAUAUAUAAAAGAAUUAUCCACCAUUGCUAAUUUAUUAGAUGUUCAUAUGAAAUGGUCUAAAAAGAAACAUAUAUUUUUUGAAUGGAUGGUAACGGUAGUUGAAGAACACAAUAAAUCUGAGCUUCAGUUAGAAGAUAUAGAUUGGAAUGAAGUUUCAAAGUUUAUAUCUUUAUUACAUGGUAUGACUCGAGAAAAGUUUGAAAUUUUGUCAUCUCAGAAAGAAACCAUAAAUUGUCAAGGCUAUGAAUCCAAAUGUAUUUCGCGUUUAUUAAGGAUCCAGGGUGAUAACACAGAAAUAGAAAACUGGCUUUCUGAAAUAUCUGCUGAAUUGACCAAGAAAACAGAAAGUUUAGCCAAGGAAAAGAAGAAGCUUUCUGAGAAACUAGAAGAAAUUUUGGAGUCAAUUCCUCACUGCGGCACUGGUAAAAAUGGGGUUCUUGGAGUUCCCGGUGCUCCCGGUUCGCUUGGCAGAAGACCAUCGUCAAUUCCUAUCCGUGGACCAAAUCCUAUGGGGAAAUUUCCGCCUGGUUCAAGGUCGUCGAUUUCUGGACCGGACGUAGGCCGCGGAUUGUUUGUAUUGUCUGUUUCGAGCAUGGAACCGGAACGCGAUCUAUUGUUCGCUUGCAAUGGUUUAGAAACCAAUGAUUUCGACGAUUGUUCGUCAUCGUUAACGUCGUCCAUACGCGCUCUGACGCUUUAUGCCAAGGUUCCCGCGGUUGGAGGGGAAUCGCAUUGCUCCAAUGGGAUCUUGCGAGAUCAUCGAUAUGCAGCUAUAAAUAAUAUGCAAAUUUUCUCGGGGAAAUUAGCGAGACGUACGAAACUUUUACUAAUUUCCAGAGAAUUAAUUUUUCUAAGGAAAUACUUGUGGAAUUCUAACAAUAACGCA
Heterotrigona itama is the source of this 1472-nucleotide messenger RNA. The record is from the annotation of a GenBank genome assembly. Lineage: Eukaryota; Metazoa; Arthropoda; Insecta; Hymenoptera; Apidae.